AAAUGCUCGAGAAUAAACAAUCUAUUUCGUUCACCUUUUCGUCAUUGGAAUGAUGCUGUAGGUACAUUUAGGCGACAUGCUGGAAAUUGUAAGGGGGAAAAAAUGGGACUACAUGCAUCUACUUCUCCAAUUUUGAAUAAUAUAUGCUCUCAAAUGUCAGGUGUAGCUCAACCCAUUGAAAAUAUCUUAGAUACUAACAUAAAACUUGAAAUUGAGCAAAAUAGGAAAAUUCUUAAACAAAUUGUUGAUACAGUUCUUUUUUGUGGAAGGCUUGGCAUUGGAUUACGAGGUCAUCGUGACGAUGCUCAAUUUCACCCAGAGGUCGGUUGCUAUUCAGUCAAUGGCAAUGUUGGUAAUUUUGUUGAAUCUUUAAAUUUUAGAGUUAGAGCUGGUGAUCAAACUUUGGAAAAUCAUUUGCUCAAAUGUGGCAAGAAUAAAAGUUAUAUUUCCAAGACCAGCCAAAACAAAAUCAUCAACUGUAUUGGUCAGGUAAUAUCAGAAGAUAUUAUAAACGAGAUAAAAAAAAAUAGAUAUUAUUCUAUCAUUGCAGAUGAAGCUGCUGAUUCUUCUCACAAAGAGCAAUUGUCCCUUGUUCUACGCUGCCAAUUUUAUCAACAUAUCACAGACACGCAACAUACCCUUUGCUGAGCACGUUAAAAAGUCAGAUGUUCAGACCAAGAAGGCAAAACUGGUAAGUCUUUGUAAAACCAGAUGGGUUGAGCGAGUUGACAGUCUUGACACGUUUCAACAGUUGUUUAUCCCUUUAAUCGACACUCUUCAGGACAUGAUAAACAAUGUAAGCGGCGAGGUGAAGCCUUCCCUUGCUGCUGAUGCUUCCCAGUUACUUUCAUUAGUUACUCAAUUUCAUUUUAUUGUUGCGCUAGUUAUUACAAGAAAUAUUCUUGAUGCUACUCUUCCAGUCACGCAAUUGUUGC
Messenger RNA from Xenia sp. Carnegie-2017, 935 nucleotides. RefSeq names its product zinc finger MYM-type protein 1-like. The transcript has 2 exons. The coding region runs from base 103 to 648 and encodes 181 amino acids. Lineage: Eukaryota; Metazoa; Cnidaria; Anthozoa; Malacalcyonacea; Xeniidae. The record is from RefSeq and is a predicted model, not a curated record.